Colletotrichum spaethianum is the source of this 477-nucleotide messenger RNA. RefSeq lists its product as uncharacterized. The coding region runs from base 1 to 477 and encodes 158 amino acids. Lineage: Eukaryota; Fungi; Ascomycota; Sordariomycetes; Glomerellales; Glomerellaceae. The record is from RefSeq and is a predicted model, not a curated record. The transcript has 4 exons.
AUGGCCCUCGAUCUUAUUUUGCCUGGCCCCGCAGUCGCAUCUGCCACAGCCGAAACCGUCGACUUGGGCGAAGUACAUGAGCCCAAGGAGGAGUCCAUCAAGGUCUUCAAGGAGAUUGAGCAUGAUCUGAAAAAGGAGCUACUUCAUAUUCGCCGUGAAUACCAGAAGCACGAGCCCGAGUACUUCCAGGCCGUGGCACAUCUCGACGAUCACAAGUUAGCCGCCUUCGGCCCAGACGACCUUACAGCUGUAAGAGUCGCCGUCUCGGCCUAUGGAAUCCAUCUCUUUGGCAAAAUUCGCAUCCCAGCUUUGCCCGAUUCUGGACCCGCCUAUAUUCACUUCCGCGCUUUUGUGCCGGGAGGCGAACCACCAAAGCUCCACAGCAUUCACACAGAGGAGAAGGAACACUCUGACGGAGACAAGACGUACCGGGCUAUCUUCACCAAGGAAGAUGCAUUGGAAUGGUUCGACACAUAA